This is a messenger RNA of Arabidopsis arenosa, 602 nucleotides long. Lineage: Eukaryota; Viridiplantae; Streptophyta; Magnoliopsida; Brassicales; Brassicaceae. The record is from the annotation of a GenBank genome assembly.
UUAUCAAAACCACAAAACAUAUACUUAAAAAAAAAAACUAAUUAGAGAAUGGCACUGGAUGGUGUUUUAACUAGAGAGUUUGACGUUGAGUCUCCGGUGGACAAAUUCUUCAAAGCUUUCCUCGAGAUCUCGAAUCUCCCUGUUGAAGACAACGCGACGGCCGUGGUGACUAUGGACGAUGGGGAUUUGGAGAAGAGAAAGGUUAAGAUAAAAAUAAGCAGCGUUGAUAUCUCGAAGUGCUACAAGAAGCUAGAAGGAAUCAUCACCGUUACUCCUAUGAAUAAAGGUGGUAGCCACGUGAUAUGGACCGUCGAGUACGAGAAGACCCGUCCUGAGAUCGAAGACCCGCACUCCAUCAUCGACACUUCUAUCAAGUACUUUCAGGGAAUCGAUGCAAUUCUUGUUAAGGAGAGGGAUGAGAAAAUUGUUAAGGAGAUGUCCGAGGAACUUUUUAAAUUUAUUCGUAGAUCCAUAAUUAAGUCCAAUAAGGUCCUCAAAUGAUUCAGACACCCCAAGGUAAGACUUAUUUCUGGAUCUACGUAGUUAUAUAUCUAAGCUUACUGCAAUAAUUAUCAUUUAAUUAAUAAUGGAUGUCAUUUACG